Molecule: messenger RNA, 1466 nt
Organism: Drosophila gunungcola (fruit fly)
Lineage: Eukaryota; Metazoa; Arthropoda; Insecta; Diptera; Drosophilidae
Molecular function (GO): oxidoreductase activity
Source: RefSeq, a predicted model, not a curated record
AAUUAUAAGUUUUAGAUUUGGAAACUCUAUUUACCUCAGACAAAUACUACAAACACUAUAAAAACAUAACAUUUGAAACUGAUAAAAUGAAGCUGGUGGUAAACUUUUUGGAUGCCCUGCGAAAGGUGCGUCUCAAGUUGUCCAUGGAAAACUUUGGCAGCACCAACCAGGCGGCGAACAGCUUGGCAGCCAAGGAAAUGAAAAGUGUGUUUCAGUCGGUUAAGAAGUCAAAACAGGAGAUCGAAGGCUCCGAGGACCUGUGGCAGAAUAUCAAGAGGGUGUUGCUCAUGUGCGGCGGCCAGAAGAAACCAGACGGCGUUGAGGAACGGAUGCAGGACUCCUGUCGCUUGGUGGAUGUCCUGGAGGCGCAGCGAUUCGUUAGCCAGGUGUUCGCUGCCAUGCAGGUGCCCAAACAGGCGGCCAGUGAAAUGGCCGAUGCCUUGAUAGCAGCCGAUUAUAUGGGCCAGCGUUCCAUGGGCAUCCAUCGGUUGCCGGCGAUUGCAGCUGAUCUUCUCAAUUGUACCGUUGCGGGGGAUGCCACACCAGGAAUCGUGUCCGAAAAGAAGGCCAUAGCCUUGGUAGAUGGCCAUAAUGCUCCUGGUCCCGUGGUGGCCAACUUUUGUAUGGACUUGGCCCUGCAAAAGGCCAGGGAAGUGGGAGUCGGUUGGGUUUCCGCUCGCGGCUCAAAUUGCAUUGGUUUCGCCUCUUGGUAUGCCUGCCAAGCGUUGGAGCAGAGAAUGAUUGGACUGUGCAUGACCAACGCAGCUCCUGCUCUGGUGCCCUCCGGAGGGAUUGAGCCAAUUUUGGGAGAAAACCCCAUUGCCUGUGCUGCGUCCGGUGUCCAUGAGCAAUUUCUGGCCGAUUUCGGCAUGGCCGCCUGUUCGGUGGAGGAACUGGAGCUAUCCUAUUGCAACGGCUGGUCAAAGGAAGUGCCCAAAUUAGUGGCUUUGGACAGGAAUGGAAGGGAGACCACCUCAACGGAGGAGGCUUUGAGGGCCCAAAGAAUACGAGCCUUUCAGCCGGAACACAAGGGGUUUGGCAUGGCUGCAAUGGUGGACAUUUUGUGUGGUGUGAUGACAGGUGCUCGAUAUGCAAAUCAAAUUCAACGACGUGGAGUCUAUAGUAGGGAAAAUGCAGCGGCGGAUUUGGGCCAAGUUUACGUGGCCAUCGACCCAAUGCGUUUUUGUCCCUCUUUCGAAGACCGAUUGGGCGAUUUUCAUCGGUUGUUAAGACAGGCGAUGCCCACCAAGGUGGGAAAAACCGCGAUGGUUCCGGGCGAUAAGGAGAUGCAGCACAUGAAGAUGGUCGACGAACAGGGCGGACUAACAAUGUCACCGUGCACCCUGUGCGUUCUAGAGGAACUGGCCACAAAGUUCGACAUCGUUCCACUAAAGAUAAAUGGCAGCAAACUUAGUGAAGCAGCUAUUUCUGAGGAUCUGAAUGUGGCAUAGCAAAAUCUUGCUUGC